CCGCGCUGGCCGGCGCUCGCUCCUCCUGCUCCGCCGUCGCUGUCCCGGCCCGGCGCGUCCCUCUGCUCCAGAGCAACUUCGCGACCGGCCCGGAGGCCUGAGGCGCCGCGUGAGGCCCGCUCGCCGGCAGGCAAGAUGGACUCCAGCACCCCUCCUCUGAGCCCCUCCAAUCCACAACCUCCACCGGCACCGCAGCCCCAAGCCCGCGCUCGGCUCAAUGCCACUGCCUCAGUGGAAGAGGAGAGGAGUGAGGCACCCCGGGCUCUCAGACCCCAAGCUGGCCCUGGCCCAGGUGUCAGAGAAGCAGCUGCUCUAGUAGAACCUCGGUCUGCUCGUGCCAGGAGCCGCGAAGAAAUGGAUGGAGCCGGACCUAUGAAGGGAGAUGUGGAAAUCCCAUUUGAGGAAGUCCUGGAGAAAGCCAAGGCUGGGGACCCUAAGGCACAGACAGAGGUGGGAAAACACUAUUUGCGACUAGCCAGUGAUGCAGAUGAAGAGCUUAACAACUGCACGGCCGUGGACUGGCUGAUCCUGGCAGCCAAGCAGGGCCGGAGAGAGGCUGUGAAGCUGCUUCGCAGGUGCCUGGCAGACAGGAAAGGUAUCACUUCUGAGAAUGAGCCAGAGGUGAAGCAACUUUCCUCCGAGACCGACCUGGAGAGGGCUGUGCGCAAAGCUGCGCUGGUCAUGUACUGGAAGCUCAACCCCAAGAAGAAGAAGCAGGUGGCUGUGUCGGAGCUGCUGGAGAACGUCGACCAGGUCAACGAGCACGAUGGAGGAGUGCAGCCAGGCCCCGUUCCCAAGUCCCUGCAGAAGCAGAGGCGAAUGCUCGAGCGCUUGGUCAGCAGUGAAUCCAAGAACUACAUUGCACUGGACGACUUCGUGGAGAUCACCAAGAAGUACGCCAAGGGCAUCAUCCCCACCAACCUGUUCCUUCAGGACGAUGAUGACGACGAGCUGGCUGGCAAGAGCCCCGAGGACCUGCCACUGCGCCAGAAGGUGAUGAAGUACCCCUUACACGCCAUCAUGGAGAUCAAAGAGUACCUGAUUGACGUGGCCUCCAAGGCGGGCAUGCACUGGCUGUCGACUAUUGUGCCCACCCACCACAUCAACGCCCUCAUCUUCUUCUUCAUCAUCAGCAACCUGACCAUUGACUUCUUUGCCUUCUUCAUUCCCCUGGUCAUCUUCUACCUGUCCUUUGUGUCCAUGGUGAUCUGCACCCUCAAGGUGUUCCAGGACAGUAAGGCCUGGGAGAAUUUCCGCACCCUCACUGACCUACUGUUGCGCUUUGAGCCCAACCUGGACGUGGAGCAGGCCGAGGUCAACUUUGGCUGGAAUCACCUGGAGCCCUAUGCCCACUUCCUGCUCUCUGUUGUUUUUGUCAUCUUCUCCUUCCCACUAGCCAGCAAGGACUGCAUCCCCUGCUCAGAGCUGGCCGUCAUUGCUGCCUUCUUUACAAUGACCAGCUACAUGAGCCUGAGCAGCUCGGCUGAACCCUACACCAGGAGGGCCCUGGUCACCGAGGUGGCUGCUGGGCUGCUCUCCCUUCUACCCACCAUGCCCGUGGAUGGGCGCUACCUGAAGGUACUUGGCCAGACCUUCUUCACCGUGCCCGUCGGCCACUUUGUUGUCCUGAAUGUCAGCCUACCCUGCCUGCUCUACAUCUACCUCUUCUACCUCUUCUUCCGCAUGGCUCAGCUGAGGAACUUCAAGGGCACCUACUGCUACUUGGUGCCCUACUUGGUCUGCUUCAUGUGGUGUGAGCUCUCUGUGGUCAUCCUACUGGAGUCCACUGGCUUGGGCCUGGUCCGUGCCUCCAUUGGUUACUUCCUCUUCCUCUUUGCUCUCCCCAUCCUGGUGGCUGGGCUUGUCCUCAUGGGCGUGGUACAGUUUGCCCGGUGGUUUGUAUCUCUGGAGCUGACCAAGAUCCUGGUCACCAUGGCAAUCUGCAGUGUCCCCCUGCUGUUCCGCUGGUGGACCAAGACCAGCUUCUCCGUGGUGGAGAUGGUCAAGUCCCUGACACGGAGCUCCAUGGUCAAGCUCAUCCUGGUGUGGCUCACGGCCAUUGUGCUCUUCUGCUGGUUCUAUGUGUACCGAUCAGAGGGCAUGAAGGUCUACAACUCCACACUGACCUGGCAGCAGUACGGUUUCCUGUGUGGGCCACGGGCCUGGAAGGAGACCAACAUGGCACGCACCCAGAUCCUGUGCAGCCACCUGGAGGGCCACAGGGUCACGUGGACAGGCCGCUUCAAGUACGUUCGGGUGACCGAGAUUGACAACAGUGCCGAGUCGGCCAUCAACAUGCUCCCGUACUUCAUUGGUGACUGGAUGCGCUGCCUCUAUGGCGAGGCCUACCCAUCCUGCAGCCCUGGCAACGCCUCCACGGCCGAGGAGGAGCUCUGCCGCCUCAAGCACCUGGCCAAGCACCCUUGCCACAUCAAGAAGUUUGACCGCUACAAGUUCGAGAUCACAGUAGGCAUGCCGUUCAGCAGCAGCGCCAACAGUACCCGCGGCCACGAGGAGGACGACAUCACCAAGGACAUCGUGCUGCGGGCCAGCAGCGAGUUCAAGAGUGUGCUGCUCAGCCUGCGCCAGGGCAGCCUCAUUGAGUUCAGCACCAUCCUCGAGGGCCGCCUGGGCAGCAAGUGGCCGGUCUUCGAGCUCAAGGCCAUCAGCUGCCUCAACUGCAUGGCCCAACUCUCGCCCGCCAGGCGGCACGUGAAGAUUGAGCACGACUGGCGCAGUACCGUGCACGGCGCCCUCAAGUUUGCCUUCGACUUCUUCUUCUUCCCGUUCCUGUCGGCUGCAUGAGGAGCGGUGCCGCCCUUGUAGGUUUCCUGCAUGCUGCUCUGAGGCCCCUCCCUGUGCGGCACAGGCCGUGUAAGCGUGCGUGUGCAGACCCAAGGCUUCGAGCACCUUCUGCUCCUGUGUAGCCUGCCCGGGGCUGUCCACUUGGAAUGCCGAGCAUUGCUGGAAUCGCAUGCAGUCUUUGCCCACAGUCCUAACCUUUCCCUGUGAAGUUGGGUUGCCAGGUUAGACCAGAAAGACCCUGUGCCCCGAGAAGCACUUUACAGAUGGGAUUCUCCCUCUCCCCCACUUCCAUGUUCCCUGUUGCCCCUGGCUUACUUUUGUGUUGGAUUUGUUUUUCAAAGAACCAAGUGUGUGUUUGUGUAGACUCCAUGAGAGAAUUUCUUAUUUAUUUGGUUACUGCUAAGCCUUGGCAGCUGUUCACCUCUCCGGGGGUGUGCAUCGCCGCCUGCACCCUGGCAUGUGCUUGGGCCUGGCUGAGUCCCCCAUCAGAGCUGGGCGAGGCAGCCUGGGCAGGGCGUGCUGCACCGGGCUCUGGGCACCACACCCUGCCUUAUGACUUUAUUGUCCAGCAGGUGGUGGAUGAGUUUGUACCGGUCGGCCUGAAUCUACCUGGACUCAGAGAGCAGGGAGAAGAACCCUGGGGCAUCCCUUCCCAUGCCCAGGAAGCUUGGCCAUGUUCAGUACUGUAGAGCAGGUCAGAGUCCUACCACAGCUGAAAUAAAAAGCU
Messenger RNA from Sciurus carolinensis (gray squirrel), 3532 nucleotides. It is a transcript of the gene Wfs1, whose product is annotated as wolframin ER transmembrane glycoprotein. Gene Ontology annotation, cellular component: endoplasmic reticulum; endoplasmic reticulum membrane. The transcript has 8 exons. The record is from RefSeq and is a predicted model, not a curated record. The coding region runs from base 136 to 2805 and encodes 889 amino acids. Lineage: Eukaryota; Metazoa; Chordata; Mammalia; Rodentia; Sciuridae. Gene Ontology annotation, biological process: calcium ion homeostasis; endoplasmic reticulum unfolded protein response. Gene Ontology annotation, molecular function: protein binding.